This is a messenger RNA of Fomitiporia mediterranea MF3/22, 795 nucleotides long. Its product is annotated as RTA1 like protein. The record is from RefSeq and is a predicted model, not a curated record. The annotation marks the transcript as partial. NCBI's taxonomy places the organism in Eukaryota, Fungi, Basidiomycota, Agaricomycetes, Hymenochaetales, Hymenochaetaceae. Gene Ontology annotation, cellular component: fungal-type vacuole; plasma membrane. The transcript has 5 exons.
AUAGAAUAUGACCCCAGUAAACCAACGGCUUUGGUAGCUGGUGCAGUUUACGCUGUAGUGACGUUCCUCCUAUUCAUACGUCUAUUCCGGAGGAAGAAUUGUUGGGGACUUUGCUUGCCCCUCGGAACGUUGGCAUUCUCAAUCGGAUUCUUCCUACGAUUUGCUUCUACUGAGAACCCCACGGUUUUUGGCCUGUUCAUUGCGACACAAAUCCUCAUCGUUGUAGCACCUGCAGCAUUCCUCGCCUUCAACUAUAUUGUGUACGGCAGGCUCAUACGUACAUUCGCCACGAGUAGGGAUCGCUAUAGCUUAAUUCGACCUGAGAAAGUGGCGAGGAUAUUUAUCAUUAGCGAUGUGGUGACUUUCAUGGUUCAGGGCGGUGGCGGUGGUUUACAAGCCCAAGAGGACUCAGCCAAUGCUGGCCGCGUCAUCUUGCUGGCCGGUAUCAUUGUGCAGGCACUCUCUUACGUCGUCUUCUGGUUCCUUCUCAUCCAUUCACACCGUGUGUUCUGCAAUGAUGGGAAGUUCGACAAAUACAACUUCCCUUGGAGCCUUAUGACGGCUCUUCAUAUUUCCUCUGUCUUCAUUAUUAUCCGGGCUACGUAUCGAGUUGUCGAACUCGCGCAAGGGAAUGACGGGUAUCUUUUAACACAUGAAGUAACCUUCUACACGUUGGACACUAUCCCAUUAUUCUUCGCCACAGCUAUAUACACAUAUUUCUGGCCGGGUGCACUCAUCGAAGACGUCUCUUCUCAGGAGCAGCCGCCGAUGCAGAUGGGUCCUGCUGCAGCUUGA